AUGGGUGCCACCAGGCUUUACACCAAGGGACGCGUGCUCGGCCACAAGCGCGGAAAGCGCAACUCGCGCCCCAACCAGUCGCUCGUUGCGAUUGAGGGUGUUGACACGGCUGAGGCCGCUCGCUCGUACCUCGGCAAGCGCAUCGCCUACGUCUACAAGGCCAAGCGUGAGGUCAACGGCUCGCGUGUCCGCGUCAUCUGGGGCCGCAUCUCGCGCCCCCACGGCAACUCGGGCGUCGUCAAGUCCAAGUUCACCACCAACCUCCCCCCCAAGGUGUUCGGCGCGUCGUGCCGCAUCAUGCUCUUCCCCUCGAACAUCUAA
Molecule: messenger RNA, 321 nt
Organism: Cutaneotrichosporon cavernicola
Lineage: Eukaryota; Fungi; Basidiomycota; Tremellomycetes; Trichosporonales; Trichosporonaceae
Gene: RPL33B
Exons: 3
Coding region: 1-321 (106 amino acids)
Biological process (GO): cytoplasmic translation; ribosomal large subunit biogenesis
Cellular component (GO): ribosome; cytosolic large ribosomal subunit
Molecular function (GO): structural constituent of ribosome
Source: RefSeq, a predicted model, not a curated record